Messenger RNA from Dermacentor andersoni, 5358 nucleotides. RefSeq names its product chymotrypsin-like protease CTRL-1. The record is from RefSeq and is a predicted model, not a curated record. Lineage: Eukaryota; Metazoa; Arthropoda; Arachnida; Ixodida; Ixodidae. Gene Ontology annotation, biological process: proteolysis. Gene Ontology annotation, molecular function: serine-type endopeptidase activity.
UUAUCUCGCCCACAGCAUUCGUUCGUCUGCGAACGAAGAGGACCGGGUCGGUAUCGCGCGCGACCUUAGUAGGGGAAACGACAUAAGGCUUGCGUCCGGCGUGAUUCCGCACAGCUCCUAACAGAGCCUCUGUAGGGCGCCGGAAAGCGGACACAGCGAGUAAUAGGCACCGAACAAGGCUGUCGUUCUUACGUCUGCGAGGUCGUCAACUCGAAUCUGCUCUUACAUCAUUCUUUCAUAACUGCGAGACCCUGCACUUUUUGCGGCGUGUGUCUGUGUAACGUCGCUGUACAUCGCGCGAGCUUCGGUGGAUUCGGUGUACCCGCGUCGUUAAUUUGAGGCGCUUAUGAAUAUGGGCGCCCUCAGGGAAACGGUGUCAACGAAAACAUUCCUGCUUGCAUCGCUCGUGCUUGUCGUUCUCGGCGCAAGUUCAACUGGGCAAGUCCUGGCUGCGUCUGUGCAGGCUCGACCGGCCUCGGCGACCGCUGCUGCUUGCGGCCAGCCCUCGGUUGAGCCGCAGCUGGAGCUUGAGGACCGUAUUGUUGGUGGACAGCCGGCGGUGCCGGGUUCGUGGCCUUGGCAUGCGGCGCUCCACAAGCACGGGACAGGCCAUGCUUGCGGUGGGGCGCUCAUCACGGACCGUCACGUCAUCACGGCAGCGCAUUGCGUCUGGACUCACCAGCCCGGUGAGCAGUACAUCAAGGUGCACCUUGGUGGCCAUCAUCGGGACGUGCGUCAGGGAAACGAAAUAUGGGAAGAGGUGGAGGAGAUAUGCGCCCAUACCAGCUUCAAGCACCCCAGGAAAACAAGUUUGCGCGGGGACAUCGCCAUUCUAAAGCUGAAAAACAAGAUAAACUUCACGAGCGUGGUGCACCCAGUGUGCCUUCCAGUCAGCUACGAAGAACUGGGCGACGGUUCACAUUUAUACGUCACCGGUUGGGGACAUACCGGCCGAGUAGGAAAAAGCGACGCUGCAGAAUUGAAGCAGACGUUGACGAAGUCCAUGAGCACGGAAGCUUGCCGGGACCACAGUGGUCGCAACGUUCCACCAACAAUACUCUGUGGCGGUCACGAAUACGGUUCGUCGUGUGAUGGAGACAGCGGAGGUCCCGUGGUGCACAGAAGCAACGGCACUUGGAAGCUGCAUGGUAUCGUCGUGGGCGGUCCCCAGGAGUGCGGCGAAGAGGACGAGCCGCUCUACUUCGCCAAGGUGUCACACUACGUGCGCAACUUUAUUGACGUCUACGUGGACGCUAAGACGAGUCGAAAGACAUUAAGGAAAAUAUGCAACUUCCUAUGAGCUAGACGACAGUGACCGGCUGGUACAGGCCCUGUGAAUACGCAGAGUUCUUCGCGUUACUCGCACCAGGCGUCAAAUAAGAAAGCCAGGAGCUGUGAUAGUUUGCUACUGCAGCAGUGUUGUUGGUGAAUGCCUAAUACAAGCAGAGGUACUCUUAUUCUGAAAGCGAAUUAGUGCGGUGCAAUUAUAAUCGUUGCACCAGACUUUAAUCCAUGAUGUAGCAGAACUCAACAGGUUGACAUGGCCGAGACUCUGAGCCACAUAUUUUGCCCUUAUUAACACAAGCGAUUAUGUACAAAAAUCGGGACGCACAAGGAAACAUAUCAGUAGUGUUAAACCUCAUGUAACACACAUUUAUCUUUAUUUUGUGUGAUUCCUUAUCCGGAUGUAUUUUCAUGGAACCGUAUUUUUCUGAAAUUCACAUCGAAUUGAAGCUGCUAUGAACUCUGCAAUGUUGCAGCGGCUCUCGCCUUCAGAGUUCAGGACCCUGCGUAUCGUCCGGUAGACCAUCUGGUCGCCCCCUGUCAUCCCCCCAAAAUAAAUCACCUUGUUUUUCCCGGAGUAUAUUUUGUUGUUUUCGGAGCAGUAAAUUAAACAAAGAUAACUCAGCCGAUUGGCUUAGCUUCAAAUUAAUAAGUUCUUCCUUUUGUUUGCUUUGACAACGCACCCAGGAAACUACAAAAAAAAUUGCUGUGCAUUUCGGACGAAUAGAAGUAAGCUCUUUCCUUCAUGCUUUAAAAUUGGCAUUGAAAUGUUCAAAAUCAGGUGAUUCACGCUUGUGGAUAUCCUGCAUGGAUUGAUUAGAUUUCCUAUUGGCCAAUGAAAAUCGCAUGGUCAUGCUGAAAUUUGCUGCAAAAAUGUAAACGAGUAGUCAGCAUGUAAACACUCCCGGUGUCUUCAGGAACCGGCGUGGGGGAUAAGUGAGUGCUGCAUUUUUCUGCUGAGCACGAUAUGAAGGGCUAGACUCCCGUUAGUGAAUGUCAGUUUACAAGGAGAGAGAAAUGUAAAAACACUUGUGUACAGGGAUUUAGUUGCUAGCGACAGAACCCGGCGAGAUCCAUACCAAUUCGGAUCCCUCCACUGUGGCGCAUCUCAUAACCCCAGGGUUGGUUUCGGACGGUAAACCACUUGAUGAUUGCCUGUCUCUGCCCUUUCCUUGUUUUGCAUCGCAGUCAUUGCGGCAAGUAGAAUAACGUGCCGCAAAACUUACCGAAGGAGUUGAUAUUUCAGAAAUGCGACUUGAAAUCCGUGGCGGUAGAUGUCACUCAGCUCGUUAUCUUUAUUUAGCAUCUGCAUUUUGGUUUAGCUUACAAUCUGUAGGAAACAAUGAACGGCUGCGGUAUCAGCAAUGUUAAUCUAUCCUGCGCUGUAAAUUAGAGGGCAGUGCAGCGUUCGACUGAAAUGGUUACUAUGUGUCAGAAUGUACUGAGGUUGUCUCGCGCACAGGCAAGAUGGGCAGGUGCGAUGAAGAACCAGAAGAUAUCGUAAGUAAGAAAUUGCAGCCUCUGCUCUAUGGCGUGCUUCUAGUGCUAUUUGGUAGCCAGCAUUCUAAUGCUAUCUAUAGCAGGCAAAGCACAGGAGCGCUAGGUAUGUAUAGGACCUGCGCUGUAGAAAACUAGGUGGAGUCAAGAAGUUCCGAGUUCAGGCUCAUUAGAGGAAGGCCCGAAAUUCAGUAAUGUGGAAAGUUAGGCGUGUUGGUUGUUAAUCAUCAUACCGUGUGGGUGAGGCACCGUAGUGUACAGGAAAAAAGGGAGGGACAUAAGUUUCGUGUAACCUGGUGCCUCUCUGCUUUUUUCUGGUCAGUGCGCUGCGUCACUCUCACGGUACGAUGAAGACCUGAAAUUCUGAAAUGGGGCUAGUAAGCUACGCAACCGCCAGCGAUCGGCUGUGUUUACAGAAAACGGGUCUCGAUGCGGUAACCCUUCAAAUGUUUCACAGUAAAAUGAUCCUCAAUUCUCAGAAUGACUUUUCGCCCAAGCCGGCAGUACACGCCAGCUUCACAGGUAAAAUUAACGGCGCUAAAGGUUUAGCGGGUAAUAUUUAUUUCAGCGCAUAUUUCCAUUACCAGUCGCUUUGGGCCCGAACUUUUUCGAGUUGCUGUGCUCAGUACCAAAAUCACGGAAGCGCACUCUACAUAUUUGACGCAGUGGACCAAAUGACGGCAGAUUCUGUAAUAAUAGUGAUCUGGUUGUAUGAAAGGGAACAGAACGAAAAUAAAACUGGGAAACUUCCAAAACUACGAAAUUAUUUAUUCAUGAAACUUAUCCUCCAAAAUGACCUGUUUAGUGCCGCCACAAUGCCAUGCGUUUGCUUGCUCGGUUGCAUAUAUUUUUUUCAUAAUUAGUUCUCACGGCACGCUUAUCCUACUAUAACGUAGGCAGAGGCGCGUUUCGAACCGGUGAAGCGGCGCAAGAAACAUGUAGUGCACGGUACUAAUCCGCGAAACUUUUAUUCACAACCGCGGUUCGCUUUCGGUCUGUCUCCUUCGCAAUAGAUGCACUAAAUAUAACGAUUGGCAGACAGCUGCUCUUAAGAAAAGUUCUAGCAUUAGUGUUUUCUUUUUUUUUUUUGCAUAUAGAGGUCCAGAAUCAGUGCACUACUUUGACCCUAAAUCAUAAGUAAAAACUUGGUUUAGAAGAACCUAAUUAGAUAUGUAGCAUGAGCAGCUGCGAUGAUAAUUGACAAGUUUUUUAAUGAGAAAACAUAGCCGCGUUGCAAGCUUGUUCAAACAAUCACUUGCGGUUAGGGCCCGUAUUCACAAACAUGGGCCCUAUAACGUAAAGCUAUUGCAAGUUUUGCUAUUCCAAUUCUGCAGUCAGCCCUCCGCGAUUGGUCAAAAACAUUUUUGAACGCCCCCACUUCGCCUGUCUCUCACGCGACGUCUUAAAAUCCGCGAUAGCUCCCCAUCUGAUAUGACGUGUGCACACUGAUUAUGCAUGAUCGGACCCAACAAAAGAAAAAUAGUUAUUUCUGAUUUCACACAUUUCCGCCAUUAGACCUAGGCUAUUGGUCAAAGUUCUAGGCCUGCGCCCACUUCACCUGUCUGUCACGUGACGUCACAAAACCGCAAAAACUCACCGCGUGAAAGUGACGUGUGCGCGUUAAAGAUGCAUUCAUAUGCCGAAAAAAACUGAAUUCUCUUUUCUGAAUAGCCCCAGGCUGCCUCGUUCGGAAAGGAACAAAAGAUGGUUGCCGCCAAUCGCUCAGGCACUGCCUACUCGCACCUGCCGGAGAGCAUGGGUUUACAAUAAAACUUUUUGCGUGGCCGGGUAACGUUUUCGAGAUCUUUUGGCACGUUUCCGACAUCGCUCUUUCAACUCUUCUUUGCUGAGGAUCAGUUUCAGCAGCACUCUUAACCUUACAUUGAAUGCCGCCGCGAUUUUCGACCAGCCACCAAAAGCUAAGUAAGCGAAAGCGGAGAAAUCGCAGAUGCCGGCACCAUUCCCUUCAUCCGGUUGUCGAUUUUCAGUGCAAUAUCUCGGCCCCAUCGAAUCCAUCUUCACUUCUCGCUUCUUGUCUGCCAAUUAGAUAGGACAAGCCGCUCAGUGUAGGCAAUGUUGUUUGUUUUUAAAGCAAACAAAUGUGACCUCCUGAAGAUGAGACGAGCGCUUGAUUGAUGCUUGAGAAGAGCGUUUGUUUGGUGCCCGAUGCUUGCGUCAGCGGUUACGCAAAUUUGACGUCAGGAGAUUAGAACAAAAACAUAUUGGAGUAUUAUUACGUUAUAGGGCCCAUGUAUUACGCUAGAACGGUUCGUAAGAGAAAAUUUGUUCCAAUCCUUGUGCUGGACAUAUCAUUAGCGAAUCUUCUCUGCCAAUGAUAACAAGCACAUACGAACGAAAAGGUUUGUGAAUUUGACCCGAGAUACGUUGCGACCACAGUAUCAGUAAAUUAUCACACUGCAGCAAAUGUGUUGUUCACGCGCAGCGCCGAUUUCAUUGGCGCCUGGUGCGAGUAAGUCGAGACGCCCUGUAUAUACUUCAUUACACUUGUCACCAUGUGACAUAUGAUCAUACUUCUGCUGUAUUCAUUCAGAAAUAAAUCAUCCUCAACAACCACUA